UGCGUGGUUAAAUUUGGUUGAGGUUUGGUGGUUGUGGGUAAGAUUUUUUUUUCAUUUUUAAUAUUUUUUUUUAAAAAAAGUAAAAUAAAAUAUAUGAAAUAGAAAAUUUAGAAGGGGGUGAGUGGGGUGGUUCGGUGUACCGGUGGUGUGGGUGAGGUGGGGUUGGCAUGGGUGGUGGUAUAGGGUAGGGGUGGGUGAAGAUGGAGUGCAUUCGAGGGUGAUGGUUGGGUUGCGGUCGGGAGGGGGAGGUGAUUGAUGGGGGUGGGGGUGGGGGUGGGGCUUGACUAGGUAUUUUUCUAAAAAUAUUUUCUACUAACUAACCGAACUUGAUAAAAUAAGUAGAAAUUCACUUAUUUUUCUAGAAAAACAUUUUUCGGUUGGAUGGUACAUUUGGCUGUGCAUUUACCACGAGAGGCUAUGUAUGGGGGACCAGUACAAUAUCGUUGGAUGUACAAAAUUGAGAGGUUCUUGUGCAAGCUUAAGCGUUAUGUGCGAAACAAGGCACGAGCAGAAGGUUCUAUUGCAGAAGGCUAUAUUAUUGAUGAAUGUUUGACAUUUUGCUCUAUGUAUCUUACCGGCAUCGAAACUAGAUUUAAUCGUGAAGAUCGAAAUGAUGAUGGAUCUAGCAAGAAAGAUGAACCUGUUCUAGACAUAUUUUCAAAGAGUGCUAGACCAUUUGGAGAUGGAGAUUAUUAUGCCAUACCAAGGAAAGAUCUUGAUAUGGCUCGGUGGUAUGUGUUGAAUAAUUGCGAAGAAGCAGAAUCUUUUCUUCAAGAGCAUAAAGAAGAGUUGGUGAAACAAGAUGUUGGGAAUAUAGAAGAGAAACACAGAGAACAAUUUCCUUUAUGGUUUAAAAGGAAAAUUUUGAAAUUAUAUAAUAAGGACAAGUCAAUGUCUAUCAAGAAAUUCUAUCCUUUGGCAAUGGAAUCUGAUGUGCGUGGAAGAAGACAUACUGGCUGUGUUAUAAAUGGUGUUAGGUAUCUUAUUCAACGACGCGAUGAAUUACGUAAAAGUCAGAAUUGUGGUAUAGUUGUUGCAGGCUAUCAUGAAAAUGAGUUGAUUGAUUUUUAUGGUAUUAUAACUGACAUCAUUGAGUUAGAGUAUGUUGAUGAGAAUCGAGUUUUUCUAUUUAAAUGCAAGUGGUUUGAUCUUCGCAAGAAAACAAGGAUGCAAAAAGAUUAACAUUUUACGAGCAUAUGUGUUAAAAGAUUUUGGUAUGAACAUGAUUCUUUCGUACUAGCUACUCAAGCAAAACAAGUAUUUUACAUUGAUGACCCGAAAUUGGGGGAAAAUUGGUGAAUUGUGCUCAAAUUUCAAGAUAGACACUUAUAUGAUGUCCCGGAGAAGGAAAAUUCAGAGACAGAAAGUGAUGAGUCGCAUAUUACAAAUAAUGAUGUGUAUCAAGACAUGUCACUUGAAAGUAAUUCGAUUGUCAAUGAUACGGUGGAUAUGUUGAGUAAACUACAUAGAGAUGAUGUUGAACCGAUUACCUUGGCUGCAAAUGUAAUUGAAUUGGAUGGUCAAACAGAACCAGAAGUUGAAGUUGAUUAUAUCGAAGAAGAUUCUGACCAAGAGGAUGACACUAUGGUAGAGUACAUAAGUGAUAAUGAGGAGAAUGAAGGUAAUAAUAGGACUAAUGACGAAGAAGCUGAUAGCAUAGGUGAUGGCGACGACAUUGGCUUGUGAUGUAACCUCAUAAUAGUAAGGUCAGUUACCUGUUAAUAGUUCUUCUGAAUUUUGUAUCUUGUUUAGCGGAUUUCAGGGGGAUGACUUUCAUAAGUUAUUUGCAGAUUUUGUCUGAUUGAAUUAUGUAUAUCUUCUUAUGUCUGAAAACCUACAAAUGGAGAAACUUCUAACUUUUAAUCACAGCCUUUUC
Molecule: messenger RNA, 1876 nt
Organism: Lycium barbarum (goji berry)
Lineage: Eukaryota; Viridiplantae; Streptophyta; Magnoliopsida; Solanales; Solanaceae
Exons: 3
Coding region: 382-1182 (266 amino acids)
Source: RefSeq, a predicted model, not a curated record